CGCAUGUCACAUUACGUACCACCUUCCCCCUCCCCCUCCCAGCAACCGGCUAAGCGGCGGCUGUGACUGAGGCGGUGCCUGUGACUGAAGGCGGAGAAGGACGAGCACCCACCGGGACGGGGGAACGGAGACCGAGCGCACGUAAUCCGAAGCGGCAGGGCUCGUCUGUGGCUGUGGCUGCUCGGUAAAUUAUCUACAUCAUGAAUUGGAACAAAGGUGGCCCUGGCACCAAAAGGGGAUUUGGGUUUGGUGGAUUUGCCAUUGCUGCUGGAAAAAAGGAAGAACCGAAGCUCCCGCAACAGUCCCAUAGUGCCUUUGGGGCAACCAGCUCUUCAGCAGGGUUUGGAAAGUCAGCUCCACCACAGCUCCCUUCUUUCUAUAAAAUUGGAUCCAAGCGAGCAAAUUUUGAUGAAGAAAAUGCUUAUUUUGAAGAUGAAGAAGAAGACUCUAGCAAUGUCGAUUUGCCUUACAUUCCUGCUGAAAAUUCACCUACCCGCCAGCAAUUCCAUUCCAAGUCAGCAGACUCUGACAGUGAUGAUGAUCCCCUGGAAGCAUUCAUGGCUGAAGUAGAGGAUCAAGCUGCUCGAGACAUGAAGAGACUUGAAGAAAAAGACAAGGAAAGAAAAAAUGUGAAGGGUAUUCGAGAUGACAUUGAAGAGGAAGAUGACCAAGAAGCUUAUUUUCGAUACAUGGCAGAAAACCCUACUGCUGGUAUGGUUCAGGAAGAGGAAGAAGAUAACCUGGAGUAUGACAGUGAUGGAAAUCCCAUUGCACCCUCCAAAAAAGUCAUUGAUCCCCUUCCUCCCAUUGACCAUUCAGAGAUUGACUAUCCACCAUUUGAAAAAAAUUUCUACAAUGAGCAUGAAGAGAUAACCAGCCUUACCCCACAGCAAGUAAUAGAUCUCCGACAUAAACUCAAUCUUCGGGUCUCUGGUGCUGCUCCACCCAGACCAGGAAGUAGUUUUGCUCACUUUGGAUUUGAUGAGCAACUUAUGCAUCAGAUUCGGAAAUCUGAGUACACACAGCCUACUCCAAUCCAGUGUCAGGGUGUUCCAGUGGCUCUUAGUGGGAGAGACAUGAUUGGUAUUGCCAAAACAGGCAGUGGAAAAACUGCAGCUUUUAUUUGGCCCAUGCUGAUUCAUAUCAUGGAUCAGAAGGAAUUGGAUCCAGGAGAUGGACCAAUUGCAGUGAUUGUGUGCCCCACCAGGGAGCUUUGUCAGCAGAUCCAUGCAGAAUGCAAGCGGUUUGGCAAAGCCUACAAUCUUCGAUCUGUGGCUGUCUAUGGAGGAGGAAGCAUGUGGGAGCAGGCCAAAGCCCUUCAAGAAGGGGCUGAGAUUGUUGUUUGUACCCCAGGUCGGCUGAUUGAUCACGUGAAGAAGAAAGCUACAAAUCUCCAGAGAGUCUCUUACCUUGUAUUUGAUGAAGCAGAUCGAAUGUUUGACAUGGGUUUUGAAUAUCAGGUGCGAUCCAUAGCCAGUCAUGUCCGUCCUGAUAGACAGACUCUUUUAUUUAGUGCAACUUUCCGGAAAAAAAUUGAAAAACUGGCCCGAGACAUCCUCAUUGACCCAAUCCGAGUGGUACAGGGAGACAUUGGAGAGGCAAAUGAAGAUGUGACCCAAAUUGUAGAAAUCCUUCAUUCUGGACCCAGUAAAUGGAAUUGGCUCACUCGGCGUCUGGUAGAAUUCACCUCUUCAGGAAGUGUCCUCUUGUUUGUAACUAAGAAAGCUAAUGCUGAUGAACUAGCUAACAAUCUCAGGCAGGAAGGACACAACCUGGGACUGCUCCAUGGUGACAUGGAUCAAAGUGAAAGAAACAAGGUCAUUUCUGAUUUUAAGAAAAAGGGCAUCCCGGUUCUUGUGGCUACAGAUGUUGCAGCCCGUGGUUUGGACAUUCCUUCGAUUAAGACUGUCAUCAACUAUGAUGUGGCUCGGGACAUUGACACCCAUACACACAGAAUUGGUCGGACAGGACGAGCUGGCGAGAAGGGUGUGGCAUAUACACUUUUGACUCCUAAGGACAGCAAUUUUGCUGGUGACCUUGUCAGGAACAUGGAAGGGGCCAAUCAACAUGUUACCAAGGAACUUCUGGACCUAGCAAUGCAGAAUGCCUGGUUUCGGAAAUCUCGAUUCAAAGGAGGAAAAGGGAAAAAGCUGAACAUUGGUGGUGGAGGCCUAGGCUACAGAGAACGACCUGGGCUAGGCUCCGAGAACACAGAUCGUGGAAACAACAGCAACGUGAUGAGUAACUAUGAGGCCUACAAGCCCUCCACAGGGGCCAUGGGAGACCGCCUGACUGCAAUGAAAGCAGCUUUUCAGUCGCAGUACAAGAGCCAUUUUGUUGCUGCCAGUUUAAGCAACCAGAAGGCUGGGAGCUCUGCUGCUGGGGCAAGCGGGUGGACAAGUGCAGGGAGCUUGAAUUCCGUCCCAAGUAAUUCUGCCCAGCAGGGCCAUGCCAAUUCUGACAGCCCCAUUGCCACAGCCACCAAGAGCAUCCCAGGCUUUGCCAGUGCUGGGAAUCUCAGCAGUGUUCCAGGAGGGUACUCGCCUACUGGAACUCAGGCUCUCAACAACACAGCCUCAGGGAGCAACAACCGAGAAGGAAUUGGUGGUGGCAGUGGUAAUGGAAAUAGAGAGCGAUACCCAGAGAACAGAGGUAGCAGUCGCCAUAGCCAUGGAGACAGUGGUAAUCGCCAUGGUGAUGGUCCACGUCACGGAGAUGGUCGGCAUGGCGAUGGAUACCGCCAUCCAGAAAGCAGUGGCCGGCAUGGAGAUGGUCACCGGCAUGGAGAGAACAGACACGGGAGUGGUGGUCGACAUGGGGAAAGCCGGGUUGGGAGUGAUGGUCGGAAUGGAGAGAGCAGGAAAGAGGCUUGUGGCCGUGAAAGCAAGACAGAUGGCAGGAUGGACACCAGGACGGACAGCAAGACAGACUUGAAGACAGACAAGACAGCAGAUGGCUUUGCUGUGCCUGAACCACCCAAACGCAAGAAGAGUCGAUGGGACAGUUAGAAGGUGUAUACAGAAGCAUGGAAUGGAAUGGGUGGAGUGUAUUAUUUUUUAAAAGGAUUUCUUCAUAAAUGGCUGUGUCCUUGGGGAUAAGUUGGGGCCCAUAAAUCUGAGAUGCAAAGAUCCUCUGCUCCUAAAGGACAUCAGUAGCCAGGGCCUAGAAAAUAAGACUCCUUCUUUAGAAUCAUUUUUCUUAAGCUUCCUUUGAAGCUGCUUUGGUCCUCAUUGUGUGUUGAACCCUCAUGUUUAAGCAGGGCACUAGCCAUGGGGAGUGCUAGAGCUCUUAGCUAGGGUGAAGCUUCUGGUAUGUUUUGAGAGACUUAAGAGCAGUCAGGCAGCCAUGACUGUUCCUGAAAUCCAAUUUAGGUGAUGAGGGGCCAGUUGAGGUUGUCCUGAAUGGAGUACAGAUGUGUACUCUGUACUUUUGUUCCCCCAACCCUCUCCCCCACCCCCACCCUCCCUUCAACUCCCAACAGAUUUUCUCCAUUUUCCAGUGGCCAGGUAAGAGUUAGUGUGAAUUGGGCAGGUUCUCUGCAUUGUUUAAGUUUUGGAUUCCACAAAUGGCACCACACCCGCACAACUGUAAGUUUCUGAUGUGGUUGUAGGUGCACCAUGUCAUUGGGAAGCAGUACUUUGGCUGUUCGGCUGGAAAUUUUCAGAUAUAUGGGAGAGAGCAGGAAGCUGUCCUGAACAAGCCGAGUCCAGAACUACAGUGAUUAGGAAGUAUUCUGGAAAUUGUUCCUAGGCCUAAGCUGUUUCUUAAUUAAAAAUAAACCUCAGCAGUUUUAAAAAACCUAAUUUCAUUGUAUAUUACCUUUUUUUUUUAAACUUUUGCCACAAUAAUCUUUUUUUGCUAAAAAGAUUUGUUUUCAUCCUGUUUAUAAAAAGUAUCCAGAACUACCAGAUUUUGUGACACUUGUGAAGGUUUCUUUCAGAUGUGCAUUACUUUUUGCUUGCUCUAGUAAAUGUUUUAUUACUGGGA
Messenger RNA from Monodelphis domestica (gray short-tailed opossum), 3987 nucleotides. RefSeq names its product DEAD-box helicase 42 (gene DDX42). The record is from RefSeq and is a predicted model, not a curated record. Gene Ontology annotation, molecular function: RNA helicase activity; ATP binding; nucleic acid binding. Lineage: Eukaryota; Metazoa; Chordata; Mammalia; Didelphimorphia; Didelphidae.